This is a messenger RNA of Rhopalosiphum padi (bird cherry-oat aphid), 915 nucleotides long. RefSeq names its product UPF0389 protein CG9231. NCBI's taxonomy places the organism in Eukaryota, Metazoa, Arthropoda, Insecta, Hemiptera, Aphididae. The record is from RefSeq and is a predicted model, not a curated record. The coding region runs from base 148 to 588 and encodes 146 amino acids. The transcript has 3 exons.
AUGAUUAUAUGAUUUAUUAACAACAGUCAACAACAAUAAUUAACUACCUAUUAAGGGCAUCAAGGCGUUCGUGACUGCUAGAAAGUAUACCAGUAUUCCAGUCGUUUAUUGACUUUCGUGACCGUCUGUACUAUAUUCACUUACACCAUGAAUUUUAUUCCGAGGUUUGGAAAAAAUGUUAAAUUUGGAUUGUUCAACUUGACUAAAAAGUAUACUACCCCAAGUACCACUCCAACGAAUCCCCCGCCUACAAAUCCAAGUGCAACACCUUCAUUCAAUUCAAAUAUCAAGUAUCCACUAACAAAUACAAGAAAAAUCUUAUGUGUCUGGGCUAAACGAUAUCCGUCACUGAAAGAUGUUCCAGAUCAUGUCACACCUGAAGUAUGGAACAAAGUGCGUUCUAUUAUACGAAUCAAAGUGGCUAAUUAUACAAUGUUCUUUAUAAUAUUGGGUUGUAUUGCAAUGAUUAUUACUGGCAAGAGAGCUCGUGACCGCGGUGAGACAAUAAUGCAAAGAAACUUGGAUUGGCACCAAAAGUACUCUGAAGGAAAAGAAGACUCAAAGACUAUUGGCGUGUUUGGAAAAUAAGUAGUUUUAGAAAUAUUAAUAUUAUGUAUCCAUAUUAUUUAAUUGUUAUAUAAUGUUUUAUUUCUAUUAAUAGCUAUAGGUACAAGUUCAUUUUAUAAAAAAAAUGUACAGUUUUAGUUGUUUUUUUAUGUGUUCUUCAAGUUAAUAAAAUCAUAAAUAUAUUUUUUGAUCAAAAAUAACGAUAAUCAAUAAUUUACCUACUUUUACCAAUGCAAUAAUUACUUUUAUUUGAGUUGUUAAUUAUUGAAUAAUAAUAAUUAGUGUCCAAAGUUAAAUGUUUCAAUAGGUACCUAUUUAAAUUGGAGAUAAAUAUUUUUAAUAAUAACA